AUGGGAAGUUCAGAAGAAAGAGUUGUUGCUGUGAUCAUGGUGGGUGGACCCACAAAAGGUACUAGAUUUAGGCCAUUGUCAUUGAAUAUUCCAAAGCCACUUUUUCCACUAGCAGGACAGCCCAUGGUUCAUCAUCCAAUCUCUGCUUGUAAAAGGAUCCCAAAUCUAGUACAGAUAUACCUUGUUGGUUUCUAUGAGGAGCGUGAAUUUGCACUAUACGUGUCUUCAAUUUCCAACGAGCUUAGAGUUCCUGUCAGAUACUUGAGAGAGGACAAGCCACACGGAUCAGCUGGUGGACUGUAUAGCUUCAGGGAUUUGAUCAUGGAGGACAAUCCGUCACACAUUGUUUUGCUGAAUUGUGAUGUUUGUUGCAGUUUUCCACUGCCUGAGAUGUUAGAGGCUCACAGAAGAUAUGGAGGUAUGGGAACAAUUUUGGUUAUCAAGGUAUCCCCCGAGUCAGCAAACCAGUUCGGGGAACUAGUAGCUGACUCCGUUACUAAUGAACUUCUACACUACACGGAGAAGCCUGAAACUUUUGUGAGCGACCGUAUAAAUUGUGGCGUAUACAUAUUUACUCCAGAUAUCUUUACUGCCAUUCAAGGUGUAUCCACACAAAGAAAAGACAGAGCCACCCUAAGGCGUUUGUCUAGUUUUGAAGCUCUUCAGCCACCAAACAAGAGUCCUCCAUCAGAUUUCGUACGACUGGAUCAAGAUAUUCUAUCCCCACUUGCAGGGAAGAAGCAGUUAUAUGUAUAUGAAACCAUAGAUUUCUGGGAACAAUUAAAAACUCCCGGAAUGUCUUUGAAAUGUUCAGCCUUGUAUCUUGCUCAGUUUCGAUUCACCUCACCCGACCUCUUGGCAAGUGGUGAUGGUACAAAGAGCGCCACCAUUUCUGGCGAUGUAUAUAUUCAUCCAUCUGCAAAGGUUCAUCCAACUGCGAAGAUUGGUCCCAACGUUUCAAUUUCUGCCAAUGCUCGUAUAGGAGCUGGUGUGAGGCUCGUCAGUUGUAUCAUUCUUGAUGAUGUUGAAAUUAAGGAAAAUGCAGUUGUAAUUCACGCAAUUGUCGGAUGGAAGUCUUCUGUAGGAAGAUGGUCUCGAGUCCAGGCUGCAGGAGAUUAUAAUGCAAAGCUUGGGGUUACAAUUCUAGGUGAAUCUGUGACGGUUGAAGAUGAAGUUGUCGUGAUCAACAGCAUUGUCCUUCCAAACAAGACUCUUAAUUACAAUAUUGUCAUAUAUUGUUGCAUAGCUAACGUCUUCAUGGAUCGUGUUGGAUCUGCCAAGUUGGUUCUUUGUAUAGACAGGUUCGGUCACUCUGGUGCUAUGUAUGUUUUCUUCUCAGGCUGGGCGAGUCUUUGCCUGGUCGUGAGGCUGGGUCAUAAUCAUGGCUAUUAUCAUAUUGUGAGAUGGAACUGGAAAAUAUUGCAAGGAAACUGUGAUAUUACAGUAUGCAAAGAAACUGGAAACAACGGCAUCCUACUAGAAGGAGGAUGGGGAAUGUCGACUUCAUCGAAGGGAACACGGAACAGCCCUGUGACAAUUGCCUUGGUUCAUUGUUAUGAAACUGAGCAACUUCAUAUGCUCGAGGAGGCGAUCAAGCGUUACAAAACGGCAGCAAAUUGUAAUGACAGGGAAGCAAAUCUCUACAUAAUCUGGCAAAACACAUCAAGAUUCAAGGACGGAUCUUUUCUCUCACUAGUAUCCCUCUUUAUCGUAAUGGAAGAGAAGGAAACCCCGUUAGAAUUCUUCUUAGACGCGAAGAAUUCUGAUCAUUUUCGAACAUAA
Fraxinus pennsylvanica is the source of this 1782-nucleotide messenger RNA. NCBI's taxonomy places the organism in Eukaryota, Viridiplantae, Streptophyta, Magnoliopsida, Lamiales, Oleaceae. The record is from the annotation of a GenBank genome assembly.